AUGAUUUGGAUUUCAUUGAUUUGUUGUUUGCUUACUCUGUCAAACUCGGUUUUAGGACGUUCUGCAUAUGAUUUGCCUUCUUCUGUGCCACAUAGUCAAACUGCAAACUUAAUUGGAAUGUCUGAUUUAACUAUGCAACAAAAACCUUUAUUGGGUCAACCUUUAAUUCAAAGCCAAUUUUCUAUGCAAAAUAUUAACAGACAACAACCCCCAAAAAUAACCGAUAUGUCAUCAAGUUGGAUACAAAGUGUUCAACAAGAUACUUCAAAGAUUCCAGUAGGUAUUCAACAAGUUCCACAAAAACAACAAACAUUUAGUCAAACUGAACAAACUGUUGUUAAUUCACAAUCAUUUGGUGAACAACAACCAAUGAAUUUUCCAUCGUCUGAAUUUGUAAAACCACAAAAAAAAUUACAAACGGUUCAACGAGCGCAAAUACAUACAGAUGCUGACGUUCUCUGUCGUGGUCAACGUCCAGAAACUGUUAUUCCAUUAGAUGAUAAACGUCGAUUUGUUGUCUGUCUUGAUAAUAGCAAAGGUUUUGAGCAACGAUGUCCAAAAGGUCUUUACUAUCAUCCUGAAUCACAUCGAUGUGAACGUAAAUACAAAGGAUUGGAAAAUGCAUGCGCUCAAAAACCGUGUCUUAAUGAUGGUCAAUGUCUUCCAGCUGAUGUUACAUCAUAUAAAUGUCAAUGUCCAACAGGUUUUGAUGGUAGAAAUUGUGAAUUAGAUGUUCGUGCCUGUGAAAAUCAACAACCAUGUGGACAAUCACCAGAUCAACGAUGUCAAUCAUUUCGUUUGGGAGCUGCUCUUCAAUAUAUUUGUAUUCUUCAAAAUGGUCUUGCUUAUGGUCUUAAUCCUCAACAACUUCAACCAAGUCCAUGUCAAGGUACUGAUGGACCACAAGCCUUAACUGUUACUGAUAAAGGUUUUAUCAUGUGUGAUGGUGAACGUAUGUUUGUUGAAUCAUGUCCAGGUGGUACUGUUUGGGAUGAUCUUAACAAAGCUUGUGUUUGGCCAGAUAUGCAAACUUUUAUUGAUCAUUCAUUUACUGAUCAAUCAAAAAAACAACAAGUUUCAACUAAUAGUCAACAACAACAAGAAUCAUUAGUUACUUCAGCAACACAAAAUACUCAAACCCAAAGUUCACAACAAACACAAGUUAAACAAGAAGAAUCAAAUUCAUCGUUUGAUAUUCAAGUUUCAACUCCAAAACCACAAACAGAAUCUCCAAUAUCACAACAAAACACAUUUUCUCAGCAAGAAAAAUCACAACAACGAGAACAAAUCCAACAAUUUGAAUUACCACAACAACAACCAACGGAAAUACAAGAAUCUAAAUUGUCACAACAAACACAACAAAUGCAGGAAGUUCAAUCCUCAUUUCCUCAAUCAGUAAUGCCACAACAAUUUGAAUUCGAACAAGAAAUGCAACAAUAUAAAAUACCACAACAAUUCUUACAUCAUCAACAAGAAACAAUAGAUAAGCCAGAACAAUUUCAUUUAACACAACAACAACAACAACAACAACAAGAAGAAGAAGAACAAGAACCAAUAGAAGAAUAUCAAUUUGAAAAUCAAUAUGCACUUCCUCAACAAGAAACAAGAGAACAAUUUCAAUUAUUAAAACAAGGAGAACAAAUGAAACAAUAUCAAUAUCCAAAACAAUAUUCGCUUUCUCAACGAGAGAAAAUUCAACAAUUUCAAACUCCUGAACAACAAUCAUCAAUCUAUGAUGAUCAAGAACAAUUUCAAAGAUCUCAAAAUUGGGAAGAACCAUUUCAUGGAUUUCAUACCUGGCAACAACCAAUUCAACGACAACAAGAUUUUCGUCAAAUAUUACAAUAA
Rotaria sp. Silwood2 is the source of this 1848-nucleotide messenger RNA. Lineage: Eukaryota; Metazoa; Rotifera; Eurotatoria; Philodinida; Philodinidae. The record is from the annotation of a GenBank genome assembly.